AUGGUGAAAAAUAUGAAUGGGCAAAUUGGUGUGAAUUCAAAUGGACAAAAAGGAAAAUGGAUUGCGAAGGGAGAGCCUUAUGAAGAGCACGAAGAAGUAUUGAUGCAACGACGUGAAAAUGAAAUUACUCACUCAGGACACGAUGACGAUAUAACGCUGUCAGAAGAAGAAGAAAACAUCGCCAUGGAAGAACUUUUCAUAGAAGUUCCAGAAAGGGCGAUCAAAACAACAUUGUGGUAA
Messenger RNA from Diversispora eburnea, 240 nucleotides. The record is from the annotation of a GenBank genome assembly. NCBI's taxonomy places the organism in Eukaryota, Fungi, Glomeromycota, Glomeromycetes, Diversisporales, Diversisporaceae.